GUCCCCUUAAUUUAUUAAACUUUAAUUUAUUAAACUACCCAAUCUUUCAAAGUUACCCUCCUAGAAUCCAUCAUCACUACCUACCCCCCCCUCCUCCUCCUCUCCAUUUUCAUCAACCAAGUAGGAGGGGUCUUUCUCUGUAGCUUCAAAGAAUCAAAUACAUACAUAGAGUGCAACAAUAUACUAACCAAGACUUCAUUUUCACUACGCACCCCCACCCCUCCAUUUUCAUCAACCAAGUAAAGGGUAGAGUCUUGUUGGACGAAAGAAAAAUUGGGUCGUUCUCUUUUUCUUGAAUUAUACUGUUCACCUCUUUCAGGCAAAAUAUCGAACACAUAGUGUGAAACAAUCAAACUAACCACCUGGAAUUCUUCAUCACUAUCCCCAACUCCAUUUUCAUCAACCAAAGUAAAGGGUAGGGUCUUAUUGGAGCAAAGAAUAACUGGGUUAUUCUCUGUUUCUUCAACUGUAGCUUCAAUCUCUUUGUUCAGUUCAUUGAGACAAAAUAUCAAACACAUAGAGUGCAACAAUAAGUUACCCACCUCCAAUUCUUCAUUACUGCCUCCAUUUUUAUCAACACAGUAAAGGAUAGAGUAUUGUGAACGAAACAAAAAAUGGGUCUUUCUCUGUUUCUUGAACUAUAGAAGACUAUAGCUUCAAUCUCUUUGUUCAGUUUUAGGCAAUAUAUCAAACACAUAGAGUGCAACAAUUAACUAACCAACUCUUCUCAUUGAACCCCCCUCCAUUUUCAUCUACCAAGUAAAGGGUAGAGUCUUGCUGAGGACAAAACCACUGGGUCUUCCUCCGUUUCUUGAAUUGUUGCAUUUUUUCUUUCAGGCAAACUAUCAAACACAUAGAGUGCAACGAUAAUCUAGUUUAAAAACCUCACAUUUUGGUCCAACUGGUGAUGAUAUUACUCAAUGGGAAGACGACAAAUUAAUGGUGCUGUUGAUUUAUGGGGAAUUGUGCCGUCACCAAGUGUAGCUCCGUCAGCAAAUGGUGGCGAUGAUGGUAUAGAAGGUGGGGAAGAUCAUUGGAGAAGUUUUGAUAAUUCAGUAAAUGCUGUAUCGUUUGGCUUUGUUGCAACUGCUAUUCUUAUUUCUAUGUUCUUAGUAAUGGCGAUUUUCGAGAGGUUUCUCCGGCGAAGACCUUCGCCGUCGUCGGCCGUUGGUGGUGGUCGGAAUAGUAAUGAAGCUCAAAUGAGAGUUCAGACGAAGCUUGAUUACCCUUCUCCUGAGGUGGUUUAACCCCUAGUGGCGGAUCCAGGAUUUAGAGAUCGUGAGUGCUCAGGAGGUUCGAACACAUAUAUUGAUGUCCAAUGUCUUUAAGGUUCUGCCUAGAAAUUAAAGCACCCAAUUAUCUUCCUGAUUUACUGAAUGCUUUUAUAAAUCUUAUAUCAGUUUUUAUAUAUUUCUUAUAUAAUUGUACCUAAUCUGUGUCGAAUUUAAUAUGUACCGAAGCACCACAAAGUAAGCCAUAGGUCCGCCCCUGCCCUUAGGUAGGCCUAUCAAGCGGGAAUCUGGAUUAAUCGGGACCAUAGGCUUUGGAUAGCAAAUGUUAUAAUCGGAAAAGAAAAUGUGUCUAGUAAAGCGCUCUCUUUUUGUAUCAUUUUAUCUAGGGCGUUCGACUUGAUUGAAAUUAUAAGUUGAUCAAACUAGCUUAACAAGUAUUUUUUAUACUUAUUUGCUUGUUUGGUAAAAACAUUAAAAUCGUUUAUAAAACAUAAUUUUUAAUUAUUUCUUUAUUCUACUUUAGUGUUGUCCUUUUUUAAUAAUUUCUUUGAAAAUAUUUUCAAGAAUAUUGCAGUCGUCUUAACUAAAAAAUAUGUGUGUGGCAUCGUUUUACCAAACACCUUGAGGAUCUAUGUUUGCUUGAACUCUUAAAAAACGUAAAGUAUCUAGCAUUCAUGAACUAUGAUUAAAUUUGCUCUGAUACACUCCAACUUUACGGGAUUCUAUUACCUCUUUGAACUAAAUUUUAUCGGAUUUUUGUCAUUCUUUUUAGAUGAUGUGACACAUUUUAUCAACCUUUUUAGCUGACGUGGAUCCUAUUUUAGGUAAUAAAGGUGCUACAUCAAUAAAAAAGGUGACAAAAAUAUGCUAAAAUUGAGUUCAGGGGUAAUAGGAUACCUGUAAAGUUAAAUUGUGUUGUAGCAACUUUGACAGUAGUUGGGGUGGGUUACUGGAUGCUUAUAAAUGUCAUAGGUGCAUGUCAAAUCUUUAAAAAGUAUUUGUUUCUUUGAGGAUUCAACAUGAGUGCAACAUUUUGGAAAAGUAAAAGCAACAUAAUCGACUAAUUAUUAUUAGAUUCAACAUUUUUAUUCAACCACGGAAAUGUUUAUUUCAAUACUUGGUACUUGUAAGCUAUUUUUAAUCAGCUAACUCAGAGGGGCUCAUAGUCUCCAAUGGACUUAAUUUAUUGGAAACAUCUCAUUCCUAUGUAUUCAUGUGAUUCUUUUGUCUAUAGCCAAAAAUUCAUUAAACAAGAGGUUGCUAUAAUGGCCCCAUUGUGUUUCCGCAUGGUACACUACCAAAGUAUAAAAGACUUUUUGGAAAAUGACUUGUCCGAUUGAAAAAACCCAUGUUGUGUGUGUGUCUCAAUUUUAUGCAUAUUACAAGACAUUAAAACCCAAGAUAUGCUAUUUUAUACAAAGAGUUAUUCAUCAGAAGGGUUUUUUUAAUAGAUGAUUUGCAAUUUAUUGGUAUUCUUGUCCUAACAUCUUGCCAAAAGAGAAACUAUAGCUUCCAAUGAUGUGCCACCAUAUUUUGACUUUGGAGACCAUGUUGACAUAUAUGACACUUUUUUGUUCCUUUCCAAAUAAGAGUUAAUGCUGCAAUUCAACAUUUUUUAAAAAAUAAUUGUGGUUUUCUUGGUACUUGGAUUUGUUGCAUUUGGUUUCGAGGGUAUCUUGGAAACAAUCUCUCUAUCUUCACGAGAUAGUAGUAAGGUGUGGGUACACUUUAUCCUCCCUAGAUUCACAUGUGGAAAUUCAGUGAGUAUGUUGUUGUAAUUGUGGUGUUUGAUCUAACUUGUGCACUACUUCAUGAGAUAUCUGCUCUCUCACCUAGCACAAGUAUUUGAGUAACUCUGUCAAUCAAGAUUUGGAUAGAUGAGGAGAAAUCACGUACUUCCUUGUUCUCCCUCCGUUUUAAUUUAUAUGUCUGAUUUUAAUUUGAUAUGAAGUUUAAGAAAAUAAAGAAGACGUUGAAUUAUGUGGUUUAAACUAAAGAUUUGUACAAUGUAACAAAAUAUUCCUUAAUCUUGUGGUUUUAAACGUGUCAUGUGGAAAAGUUGAAAUUAAAGAGUUACCAAAAAAGAAAAAAUAUUCUUUUUGGAACAAACUAUAAGACAAUAAAUCAAAACAAAUUAAUAUAUUUUUUGCCCUAAGUGAAAUUUAAAUCUGAGAUAUCUCAACCCACUUCAUUGACCAUAGUGACACAUUUUUAUGAUUUUUUUUUUGUAAAAAUGACAUAAAUCCCAACCUUAUUAGAAUUAUUUAUACUCUCUCCCAUUUCCUUAAUUGCUUUACUCUCUCUCCCAAUUCAUAUACAUAACAGGGCCGACAUAUACAUAGAAACCUUUGUAUAUGACAAGACCGACAUAUACAUAAUAAAGCCGAUUCAUAUACAUAACAAGUAUGACAAGGCCGAUAUAUAUAUAACA
This is a messenger RNA of Capsicum annuum, 3663 nucleotides long. RefSeq lists its product as uncharacterized. The record is from RefSeq and is a predicted model, not a curated record. Lineage: Eukaryota; Viridiplantae; Streptophyta; Magnoliopsida; Solanales; Solanaceae. The coding region runs from base 921 to 1247 and encodes 108 amino acids. The transcript has 2 exons.